UUAAUUUGUUGCUGAUCUUCUCCAACGUCCAACAUCUUUGUGCUGCUGAGCUGACGACGCAACAACUACAUCCGGGUAACUGUGGUGACCUUGGUUGGUUGAUCAUCAUGGCGGCUGUCGUCAGGCUGAGUUCUGUGUGUCGCAGAGGAGUUAAACCUCUCUUUUACCAAAGCGCUUUGCUGGCCAGGCCGCUGGUUGUACCACACAAAUACCAGGACCAGCCCUACCUGCUGACAGCAAGGAUUCAUGCAUCGCAGGCUCUGUACGCGGGCUCUGGCUCCAAAGCCGCCUCUCUGCACUGGACAGCAGAACGAGUGCUGAGCAUCCUGCUGCUGGCCAUGGGACCCAUAGCCUACUUUAAUCCCAGUCCUGUCAUUGACUACUCCUUGGCUGCUGCCCUGACCCUGCAUGGACACUGGGGAAUCGGGCAGGUGUUAACAGACUACGUUCAUGGGGACACAAAGAUCAAGAUUGCCAAUGCGGGUCUCUUCCUCCUGUCCACGGUCACCUUCGCUGGUCUUUGCUACUUCAACUACAACGAUGUGGGAAUCUGCAAAGCCAUUGCCCUGCUCUGGAGCAAAUGAAUAUAACUGUGGACUGGGAAGCUUGGGACACGGGGACAGGAGCGACCUCGUCCUGGCUGAUUGUAAAAAUUCAAGAUGUUCGAUGUAAAUUCUUAUAAAUAUCAUUUUGACAAUAUUACAGUGAUUCACAAUUGUGUAAUUGUACUUAAUGUCGAAUGUCAAUUCAGGCUUGGUCUCUGUGUUAAGUUCUUGCUCAGUUUAGUUACAGUAAUGAUUUUGCAACUUGCAUCCAUUUCCUCUUUGAAUAUGUGGGAGAGAUUCUGUUUAUGUGGGCUAAAUUUAAGCUAUGUUCCCCUGUAGAUUUUGAUCCCAAGCAACAACAACAUGUCCAGUUAUUUAAACUGUCCCUGCCAAAUCAACUAAUAACAGAUAUCCAGUAUCCUGACAUGUUAUAUCUAGUGGGGACAUACAUGUUUUCAACAAAUAAGCUAUUAUUUCUAUUAAGUCUUGAGGAAGUGCUGUUUGACAUCUAAAUCUUUUUUUUUUUUUUUUUUUUUUUCAUGUCCGGGUCCUUUUUGUAGCGGAUUUCUUAAAUGUAUUUAAUUUCGAUCACAAUGUGUACAUACUACGUUUUGCUCUUAAACCCAUCAGGAAUAACGGGGCAGCAGGCAGUUUGUAUGAGAGCUGACAUCACCGACCACACUAACCUCUGUUAACAAGUGAAGGGCCACUUUGUGUCGUUUGUUGCUACAGCUUCAUCAUGUCACUCGGUUUGAGAGUACGCUUCUAUUUUGACUGCCAGGAGCAAAUGCUGUUAUCAACUUAAAGUCAGAGGUUGUAUUGUGAAACCUUCAGUCAAGUGUGCAGUACUGUGGUUUGUGCAAAGAGCAGCAGGGGCUGGGGGGGGGAGUCCAAGGGCAGACUGCAUUUGCUUGCAUUGGCUGUUUAAUCCAGGAGGGGAUCUGCUCUGCUGCUCUACUGAAGGUUCAUUAAAGGUAAGGCAGGCUAGAUCAGAAGUGCAUCUUAAAUUCAAGCCAUACAUUAAUACUCAACCUACCUGAGCAUCAGCACAACGGCUAAUGAAGUCUAGCAGCGUGUAAACUCGUCAGCUAACGGUGUAUAAUCCACAGCAGGGUCUGAAAUUAACAGCUGCAAAAUGCCGUCCUCUGCCAAUAUCACUCGAGACGGUAACGGUGACAAUAAGAAUUCCUCUGUAACAUAUUGAGUCGUGUUGUACUUCAUGUAUGAAUUACAAACUCCUUCCACUGUGUGAGUGAGGAAAUUGCAUAUAUAAAAAAUUACACAUUUUGAGAAUAUUAAAUGUACAUGAUUUUUGAACAUUUAAAAAUGCUUGGCAGUUUGUUUUUAAGUUUAUAACUUCUUGGCAAACGAGGCAAAAACUUAAUUUCAGGCACUGUUCCUUAAUCAAUGUGAGCCUGUAUGAUGAUAAGAUUCAAUAUGGCUGGCUAAUCAAAACUGUUGAAGUGUAAUCUUGUAACUACUCAUAGCAUAUAAUUGGUAUACACACAGUCCAUGCAUGCAGCUAUUCAUACCAGCAAAUAUUUUUGUACUGCUGGAGUGGUUUCUGCAUUCACUCUGUUGUCACUAUGCUCAUGCAGUAAAACUUUAUGAGAGCUUA
Messenger RNA from Siniperca chuatsi (mandarin fish), 2163 nucleotides. Its product is annotated as succinate dehydrogenase [ubiquinone] cytochrome b small subunit B, mitochondrial-like. Gene Ontology annotation, biological process: mitochondrial electron transport, succinate to ubiquinone; tricarboxylic acid cycle. The transcript is spliced from 4 exons. Bases 108 to 584 code for a protein of 158 amino acids. Gene Ontology annotation, cellular component: membrane; mitochondrial envelope. The record is from RefSeq and is a predicted model, not a curated record. Gene Ontology annotation, molecular function: heme binding; ubiquinone binding. Lineage: Eukaryota; Metazoa; Chordata; Actinopteri; Centrarchiformes; Sinipercidae.